Juglans microcarpa x Juglans regia is the source of this 600-nucleotide messenger RNA. RefSeq lists its product as uncharacterized. Bases 1 to 600 code for a protein of 199 amino acids. The record is from RefSeq and is a predicted model, not a curated record. Lineage: Eukaryota; Viridiplantae; Streptophyta; Magnoliopsida; Fagales; Juglandaceae. The transcript is spliced from 2 exons.
AUGAUUGAAGCACUAGUUCUGGCACUCCCUGAUUUUGAAAAGAUCUUCGAGCUGAAUUGCAAUGCUUCCAGAGUGGGUAUUGGCGGCGUCCUUAGUCAAGAAGGACGACUUGUGCAUUUUUCAGCAUUGAAGUACAUCAACGAGCAACACAAGCUGAGUAUACAACAUGCCAAGUGGGUCGCCUAUCUGCAAGAGUUCACGUUCUUGCUGAGGCACCAAUCAAAGAGCUUGACCAGGGUUGCAGAUGCUUUGAGCCGACGAGUGGCACUCCUCACCACCGUUAGUACUAGAGUGGCGGGCUUUGACACUUUUAGGGAUUUGUACACCGGAGAUCCAUCCAUUGGAAAGAUUUUUAAGGAAGUAACUGAGGGAAGGCGAAGUGGUUUUUCUUUUGCAUGGUGGAUUUUUAUUCCAUCACCAACAAUUGUGUAUCCCAGACUGUUUCUUGAGAGAGCACAUUAUACAAAAAUCGAAUGGCGAGGGGCACUUUGGGCGAGAAAAGACUACUGGCCCAAGUUGACCAGUGACUUGGCACGAUACGUGGCGAGAUGUUUUGUGUGCCAGAGAGCAAAGGGAACCCUCAUUAAUGGUGGCCUUUAA